Molecule: messenger RNA, 5256 nt
Organism: Microstroma glucosiphilum
Lineage: Eukaryota; Fungi; Basidiomycota; Exobasidiomycetes; Microstromatales; Microstromataceae
Exons: 1
Coding region: 1-5256 (1751 amino acids)
Source: RefSeq, a predicted model, not a curated record
AUGGGCCCGACUACCCUUUUUCCUGCGCUAAGCAUAUCUGACACCUCCAGGACCAAGGGAUCCGAAAUACAACAAGCUACUACCGGGCCACUACAUCAACGACGAACUUCUCGCGACGCUCUAGCUUCUGCAUCACAGGCAUCAUCAUCUGGCAGUGCAUUCGACGCCGACCAUAUGAUGAAAGAGCCAGUCACGACGACUGCUCUGCCGGGCGACAAUGCCGCUGCAAUGGGUUCUCGUAGUCGUACACGGUCAGGAGCUUCGACAGCUGGACCCAGCCUACUUGCUCGAGAGCAAGCUCACAUGCUCAGAUCUAUCAGCCACCUCGGCAAAACCCAGACUACUCCACCGGUUACCGUCCCUAUCGAGGAAGACCAUACCGAAUUCAUGGCACGGGCCGGACUUUCGACGGCACAUGUCAUCCCUCCUCCUAUCACAGUCCCACCACCUUCCUACGAAGGGACCACUCCUCCCUCCGCUUCGCCGACCACAUCAGGACCAAGCUCUCCACGCAUGUCCUUCUCCCAGAUUCGAUCCAGGUCCAAACCGACGGGAUUACUGGCAGAGGGGGCGAGUCCGGCCGUCGAAGUACCUUCAAGUAGCCCUCAGUCUUCUAGACAACCUUCUUCUCGAGCCAUUCGCGGCGCAGCCGUUGGCUUCUUCGCAUCGUCCCGCCGCCAAUCAGAAUCCGAGAACACUAUUAGUUCUGGUCAUGCAUUGAAGCCAGGAUCCUCUUCAACGUUCACGUCACCUCAGCAUAAGACCUCUUCACCACAGCUCGGCCGACUAGCGUCUGCUCUCAAGUCAAGAGAGAACCUGCAGCCGACAUCAUCCACAGCAUCUCCAAGCCUGAAGGCAAGCAGACCCAGUGACGCUGGCACCAUUGGGGCCGGGGCCUCCGGAACAGGCUGCAAUCCGAACCUCACCGCCUCUUUUCGGCGACGAGGAUCGGCCCCAGCUCUAGAAGAGCCGAGCAGCUCGAGCCUCUCUCUUGCUCCCCCAAGCAUCAAUCAUCAGAGCAGAAGAUCUAACGAUCCUGCCAUCCCGCUCUAUCCCACAUCAGGCUCUCAUUCAGCACAGCCCGGCUCUGGCUCGGAUCUCGCGUCCCAAGCCCGCCUUGCUCAAGGCUCUGCAGGGCAGAUGACAUCUGGAUCAUCUCAAUCACCGCCCCUGACAUCGCUCUCAUCCUAUGCCUUUCCAACCGCAGGAUCACAGCAAUCCAUGACUCCCGCGGCCUCUACUCUUCCCGAGAGCCCCUCAGCAUCGCCUACAGCCUCAGCCCAUAAAGAGCUGGCGCCCGAGCCCAGUCCGUAUCGGUUUCAGCGCAGUUCCGUAUCUACAAGUCCAGACAACAUCGGCACCUCGACUUCGAACAGAAGCUCCAGAACUUCGUUUGAAAUGUCAAAUCGUGCGGCAAAUCGGAGGCCGACUGCCGCACAAUCUGCAGGCAUGGCCCCUGCUCUUCCCGAGCAUCCACUCGAGGAUGAACGCACAGCAAGCUACACGGGUGCUUCUGCACCUAUGUCCUUCAACGUGUCCCGUGACCUCUCUUCUUCGGCUACGUCAAUCAUGGACAACCCAGGGGAAAGCUACGAUUUCAACGCCACCAUGAGCUCUUCCUACGCUGACACUGCCUCGACGACGAUGUCUCCUUCGAGGUUCAGUAGCGGGCGACCUUCGGUCGACUCACGUCGUGGUAGCCGUAGCAGUGGUCUCAGGCUGGAAAAGCUUAGAAGUUGGGCGAGCCGUUCUAGCCAGAACCUGGGCUUGGACCAGCCAUAUUCUUCUGCAUCUUCCAAUACAAGGAUGAGCAUGGAUGUAUCGGGCCAUCGUGGGCAAGCAUAUGGUGGAGUGCUUCAACCUGGCACGGCCCCCCGCCUGGAUCAGGGCCGCAAGUCGAUGAGCAUCUUCCGACCAUGGGGCGGCAGUGCUGUCGAUGCUUCGCAGAGCGAAGAACAUAGCUCCGCCCUGGCCAAGCUGAGGAGAAGCAGUUUCAUGAGAUCAAGGCCCUCAAUCUCUCGUGACGUCGACGAAAGCGGUGAGGGAUCCAACGACCCAGAUGUGCUCGCAGGCGGCAGCUGGAUGAAAAAGAUCACCGGCAAGAGGGCAAGCAAUAAGCGUGCGAUGGCCUCUUCGGCUCCCCCUAUGCCGGAUCACGUCCCAUUCAGCACAGCGCAAUCGCAGGCCUUUGGACAGACUCGGCCGAGCUCAGAGAUGGAAAUCCUGGAGGAUCCCGAGGUGUCCUUCAGCUCUGCCUUUGGACCCGUGCAGCCUGGCGCCGUUGUGGCUGAAGAACGGACCAAGCAACACGGACCAGAGGAGCAAGUGCCCCACUCAAGUCCCAAGGACCGAUUGCAAAGUGCUGCCCUUGCAGCUCACUUCUCUUCGCGACGCAGCACAUCAACUGACGAGGCGAGCACUGCAUCUGGCAACAGCAGUGCGGCCAACUCUCUUGCGGUCUCUCAACCAUCGUCCGCGAGUCUUCACUCUCAACAUACAGGCAUCACGGCGCCCUCGACUUCGUCGCCUAAUGACGUCGCGCUGGCGCCUUUGACUUCGAACACGACGCUCGCAGCCACUCCUGCUUCGAGGGGUGAGAAGGCUUCAUCUGGCGGUGAAGCUCUGCAGGCGGAGCAAACGUCUACCCGCCCUCAGACACCUCAGACACCCCUUGCAGGCGACUUCUUCGUCGAUGCUCCUGAAGCCCUCACUGUGGCCCACAAACGCAGUGUCGAUCAGCUCUCGGUCUUGACGGCCCCCGAAACGCCUUUGCCAGCUUCACCUGCAGCAAAUGCCACCUCACAAGCAGUCGCAGCGGUGAGGACCACAGAGUCUUCCCGCUCAGCAACACCUGAAGCUAUUGUCACCUCUUCGGACCCACCCCGACGCACUGCAAGGUCCCGACGCUCUUUGUUCCAUGUUCCUCGCCUAAAUUCCAUGCAAGGCAUUCCCAGGCGUCAAGGUGGGGACGACAGCGAAGGCGAGGACAAUGGUGACAGGCGAGGUAGCUCGGGAGGGGAUGGGCGAACUCCCGGAGGCGGAGCAGGUGGUGAUCGAAGCGGUGGCAGCAGCGAGGACGAGACUGAAGCCGACAAUGGGGAGAGUGAAUCCGGCUCAGAGACAGACACCGAUACGGAAAGCCACGACGAAGAAGAGACGGAUGCAGAGGACUCUAGGACGGAGCGAGAAGGGAUGGGCAUGCCUGGCAGUUUCUUCACCGCUGCCGCUGACCUGGACAUGAUGGCCAAUGGUGACGCUGCCCCUACCCCUCAGUCUGCUAGCCCGGCAGUGGAUCGGUUGAGUCGCCGGCCUGGAGACAUCCAGAUGCCUCCUGCACCCAAGUUCGUGGCUGGCCCAUUGAACUCCUCUCCGUCCACUUCUGGUCGUAAUACCCCUUCUGCAAGCAAUCCGGCCGAGGGAGUCAUUGUUGGUCGUUCCGGGUGGUUCAGCUUCCAUCAGACGCCUUUCGAAACGCCCACGCCCGGUCCAGAACAGAACGGCAUGGCCGCGAGGACUCCGAUGGCCUCACAGGCCUACGAACCCUCCUACUUCAGCCAUCGACCCGCCGCUGCUCGAAAUGUCGCCUCGAAUGUUGCCGAUAGCGGAAUACCGCCACCUUCUCCUUCUAUCAUCUCUCGCAGCCGAGCGCCUUCUUCCGCCAGUUCAAGAAGCAUGCGACUCGUACCAACGCCUGGCAGAGAUAUGCCACCUCCUUCUCUGCCGCCAGCGCUUGGUCUGCACCUGAAAGGCAAAUCUACUCAAGCCAGCCGUGCCGGAUCUGGGUCCGCAGCCUCGUCCCCCUUACAGCCUCAAAGAGCGGGUUCGGCUAAUGUUUCGCCUAUGCAGCAACAACGACAACGCUUAGCCACUUCACCUAUCGCCUCUCCAGCGUCUGGUGACCAGACUGUCCCUGGACCGUAUUCGAUGUCGGGCUUGCUAGCUCCAGCACCUCAUCCCGCUAUCGCUGCGUCUCGAUCGCCAAGCAUGAGGUCGACGCAUACCGUGGCUGUAUCCCAAGGGCUCGACGGCUCGAGCGCGCAGAAGCAGCCGGCUCAUCGUCCUGGACUGUACCAGCAGCAGAGCCGGUCACUGAUCAAUCUGCCAAGCUCGAACCGUCAAGCUAAUGCCAGGGAUAUCAUGACGCCGCUGUCACCUAAUCGUCAACAGCCUUUCGCCUCUCACCAGGCAAAGAGUCGACAAGAAGACGACAAAGCAGUCAAGACAGCAGCUCUUGACACCGACUUCGCUUCCAAGCCUCCACCUACUCCAGCCGUCGAGGAUGCACCUCAUCUCCAGCGUCGACGAUCUAUGAUUGAGAUGGCUGCCGUGCCGCCUCCAUACGCUAUCAUCCAUAGCCGACCAGAAGGCCCGCAGAAGAUCUUCCCUCGCGAGGAGGAAGGCAAGGAGCGUCUACCAAAGUAUGGCUGCAGUGUCCACAUCGAAGGCUACCUCUCCCGCAAGAUGGAGUUCAGUGCGCCUAGAGUCCAGGCCAAGGACCGAGGCUGGUCCAAGAAGUACUUUGUACUCCACGGCACCUGCCUCAAGGUCUACCGCAACGACAUGUCGGGCGCUCCUCGCAGCCCGCCAGGAGACAUGCAGGGCCAGCACGUCCACCCAGUGCCCAUCAACGAGGACGGAUCGAAUGGAGGUGCAAGCACGACUCCUGGUGCCAACUUGAUCGAGGCGAUGCAGCACACCCGUCUUCCCUUGGGCUCUCACAACGACUCGCGCAACGGCCUCAUCCGCAAUUACUCUCUUCAGUCCGCCGAGAGUGGCUUAGCUGCCGACUACCUCAAGCGCCGACACGUGGUGCGCGUGCGAGCCGAGGGGGAGCAAUUCCUGAUCCAGACCACCAGCGAUAAGCACGUCGUGGACUGGAUCGAGGCACUGCAGGCCGCUACCAAUGUCUCUCUCGACCUGGAGAGCAGGGCGAUGCCCAAGUUCAUUACGCUACCACGUCGCAGGAGGAGGAGGCCAGCUGCUGCUGCAGGCGCUGCUGGUGCUGCUCCCGGUGCAACAGCCGAGGAGCGCGAAGCGGCCGAUCUGGCCGAAGCCCAGCGACGAUCAUUGGCGGAAGCUGCAGGGAACGGAAGGGCCAGCACCUCGACGGCUGCUACUGGCACUGCUUCGGGAAGAAGCACCUCAGCCCCGCGCAGCACAGAGGGUACGCCCGCUCCUAGUGCUGCUUUUGACGAUAUGCUGCGCGAGGAGCAUGAGGAUAUGGCAAGGCCCGACCAGCGCGAGUCGGUCGCCUGA